Pollicipes pollicipes is the source of this 1035-nucleotide messenger RNA. Its product is annotated as proton-associated sugar transporter A. Gene Ontology annotation, cellular component: membrane. The transcript is spliced from 9 exons. Gene Ontology annotation, molecular function: sucrose:proton symporter activity. NCBI's taxonomy places the organism in Eukaryota, Metazoa, Arthropoda, Thecostraca, Pollicipedomorpha, Pollicipedidae. The coding region runs from base 1 to 1035 and encodes 344 amino acids. The record is from RefSeq and is a predicted model, not a curated record.
AUGCCCACUUACGGCACCAAACCGCUAGGUCUGAUCCUGGUGCCGAACGGCGCCCUGAUCGGUCAGGCGCUGGGCGACCAGUACGACGCGCCGGCCGAGCCGCGCGUCUUCACUGGCGCGCCGACCAACCUGACGUACCCGCUGCCGGCGCUGGAGGGCGCCGACGCCGGCCGCCAGUACCACACCCACCCCUGGGGCAUCUUCUUCACCAUCGUCGGCACGGUGCUGCUGGACUUCGACUCGGAUGCGUGCCAGAGCCCGGCCAGGGCCUUCCUGCUCGACAUCACAGUGCCCGAGGACCACGCCAGGGGCCUGAGCACGUUCACCAUCAUGGCCGGCCUGGGCGGAGCUCUCGGAUACGCCAUGGGGGGCAUCAACUGGGACGCGACGGUCAUAGGAGAGGUGUUCGGAGGUCACGUGCGAGCCGUGUUCACGUUGGUGCUCUUCAUCUACAUCGCCUGUCUGAUGACCACGCUAUGCAGUUUCCCGGAGAUACCUCUGGACCUCAUCAACGCCCAGCUCAAGGAAGACGAGAAGGAGAGGAACGUCGGGGAGGGCGAGGUGAUGCUGACGGUGAACCCGGCGGACGAGGCGCCCCGCUCCUACGGCACCGUCACAGGCGACACCAGUCCCAGCCGCUACCGACCUGGGGGCGACGAGCCGCGGGUGACGCUGAAGGAGUACCUCCUGUCGAUCGUCUACAUGCCGGCCUCGCUGCGGGCUGCAGUGGGUUCGGCGUCGCGCUCUGCGUACGAGGAUGGCGUGCGCUUCGGUUGCUGGGGCAUGGCCAUCUACUCACUCUCCUGCUCCGUCUACUCAUUCCUCAUCGAGUCAUUGGUUCGUAAAUUCAGGGCCCGGCCGGUGUACGUGGGCGGGCAGCUGGUGUACGCCGUCGGCAUGGUGUUCAUGGCCACGCUGCGACACCGGGUGGCCGUUAUAGUAUUCUCAGCCUGCGCCGGCGUCAUGUACUCCACACUUUUCACCAUGCCGUACCUGCUGGUGGCUCACUACCACGUCUCGGGAUCGCGGGUCUGA